This is a messenger RNA of Amoebophrya sp. A120, 2477 nucleotides long. Lineage: Eukaryota; Dinophyceae; Syndiniales; Amoebophryaceae. The record is from the annotation of a GenBank genome assembly.
AGCUUCGUAGUUAGGUUGAACUUUUUGUCUUCCAUGGCAGCACAACAGCGUCCUCCCUCAACUCAACAACCCUUAACAAUCAAAAUUUUUCCCGCGAAAACAAGUACUAACUGGUUUUUGUUUCGCAGUUUUCCCUUUUGUAAGAUAAGGAACAACAACAGUAAAGCACAAGCACCAACCGCUAAGAAGUAGGAGCGAGAAAAAUUUCUGCUACAAGAAGAAGAAGAUCGGAGAAGUGUAAGUUGUACGAAAGGGUGUGAAAGUAUAGGAAAUAUAAAACCGUUGUCUCGACGAGUAAAAUUCUCCGCUGUACCAACGUACUAGUAGGAACAAGAUAAACACUGAAUUCCCUCGCAGCAAGAUCAGAAAGGAGAAGGAAAAAUGGGUUCGGAGUGGUUCGAGUGUGUGUGCCAGUUCUUCCGGGCGCAGUCCGAGAACCUGGCCGGCGUGCUGCAGGGUCUGGGCAACCAGGACACAAUUUCCGACCUCGGGCCCAGCGACACACUAGCCGUCCCGCAGUCGCCAAACAUGAUCACCGCCAGCCCGAUGCACCUCUUCAUGCUUUUUCUCGCCAUGAUCUGGGCCUGGAUGUACCUGCAGUCAGCAAACGGGCAGAGGGUAAGAGAAUAGGACUUACGUACAUUUUUUGCAGCUGGAUAUUGUCUUGUGUUAUGCGCGAAAAGUUUUCCUAUUGAUUUCCUUAGAAAUUAUAUAUGCAUAUCGUCUGCCCAUCACAUGAAAAAAAUUCUGAUCACAGGCAAACGAAAAACCCGCACCAGCAGCAGGCGGGGGCGAGAACAACGAAGGGGGUAACGGCGGUGGUGCCGGGAUGGCGCAGUGAAGUUUGUCUACGACGCAGUGAGGUUUAGUGUUUCUACAACACAAAAAGAAAUACCCGAUUAUGUACUGGAAUUUGAAAACCAGAAUGUCGAUAUCCUCGAUGCGGCAUUUUGGGAGCUCAUUCUACUUCCACAGGUCUUGUUUAGUACACCAGGUUGUGAUAUGGAACCUCCGAUGAACAAGCGACAGCUUCACUCUUGUUACCCCAAAAAGUACAGUGUUGUAUCCAUUUGUAGAGUUGCGACGGCCUUGCUACUGAAGAAGGUACUUAUCCCGGCAAAGAAUCCCGAUGCAAACGCUCCACCCGAAUAGAUUGUUUUCUUUUUGAACUCUCUGCGUCUUUUUACGCCCCCUUUUUGACUGUCUUGCUUUUUCAUUUUCUAGAGCUGGUUUCUAUCAGGUUCGUCUUUCAUUUUUUGUGAAGUCUGGUGAAAUGUUGCUAAGAAAGAUCUGCUGACAAAAAGCAGCUUUAUUAUCCUUAUUCUUUGCUAUUGAACUACUAAGUACGCGGCGCACGGACCAGCUGCUAUAAAAAUGGUAAGAGAAAAUGCACCGUGGCAGAAAAUGCAACUGCUAGCGUCAAAUAAAUGCCCCGAGGAAAUGAAUGUACUUGCAACACGCGACGGCGGUGUCCAAUGAUUCUUUUUGUAUCACCAACCGCUCCGAGUACGUUGUCGUGUGAACUGCUGAGCACAUAGCCAAGGACGAGCUAAAAUUUUCCUCAAUUUUUCAACAGCAGGAGACGAAAUAACAAGGCUUUUCGAUAGUACAAGCUAUUAUCCUAUACGAAAAUUUUCCGCGGCGGCCAACCUUACCACUACUUGAUAUCCAGCACCUGCACUAGCACAGAACGUGCGUACGAAAAGACCUGCUACUUCCUCUUUGCCGACACUGACCUUCUUCGAUGUUUCGCAUCUCCACCACGAAAAUACUAACUAGACUUAUGCACCGUGACCUGUCAGCAGCAACGAUGUUGCUGUAAUAGAAUCGCAAAGGUCUAGCUGUUUCCCUGAAAUAAAGAAGUACGGCUGAGAUUUUUGCUUUUCUGUAGGGGUAUGGGAGAAGUAGGAAACAACUCGCGAGACGAAAUCGAAAGCCAAUUUUAUAUUGGAGAACAAGACAUGAUACUGAUAGUGAUACAAGGUAUUGCCGCCUGUUGGCGCUCUGCUAAGACCAGAGAACCAAGGGGGGCUAAGGUAACGGUUGAAAUAUUAGCCAGAAAUUGGUUAUCGAUAUCAAGUAGCAACUACUAAGAGCUGAAGUCUUUUGGUUUUGCUCAUGCAUCAAUACAUGAGCAGUCGAGUCGAACGAACUGCGCAGAGCUUUUUGCCGGACGAGCAGAGUGUUUGAUGGAACAAAAGCAGCGAUAAAGGCAUCUUCACGACUCUUGAGAUGAGCUGUAUCAAACCCCUAGAAUCAGAAUCUACUCCUCUUUUGUUUUUGACGACUAAGUAGAACUGUACUUUUACUAGUACCACGACAGUCUCUAUCUUUCUCAGAACUCUUUGAUUUUUUAUCCAAGCUUGUUAUCUUAUCUGCUAUCGAACAAUAAGAAACCCAACAGGAAACCCAAUCGUGUUAUCUUGUCUGUAUGAACCGAGAACUCGAGUUUAUUGUACUUAUGCCCCAGCAAAGCG